ACCGAUGUCGGUGGCGGAAGAAACGUGAAUUUUAUACACUUUUACACUCGUUGUAGGUUGAUAUUCUGCUUGCAAGAUGGACGAAAUCAACCAUAAAACCGUGUUCGUGCUGGACCACACGCCGUACUUUGGAAUAUCAUGCGAAAGCCCGAUCGAUUGUGAUUUCAUCAAGAGCAAGGUGCCGGUUCCACCGAUCAGCAAGAGUUUGUGGACUUGUGCGGUCGAGGCGUCGGUCGAGUAUUGCCGGAUUGCGUACGAUAUCUUUCCCGCCGGCAAGCUGAUUCGCUUCGUCGUGAGUGACACGGCCGCACACAUCGUAAACACCUGGAACACGAACACGCAAAGUCUAACGCACAUCAUGAACGCCAUGUCGAUGGUCGGCGUUCCGCCCCGCCAGACGCAGGCUUCCGACUACUCGGUCAUCCAUGGAUUACGGGCGGCCAUCGAGGCACUGGCGGAGCCAACCGAUUUCCAGAAGGAGCAGAUGCUGGCCCAUGCCAAGAACGAGAGCUUUAAGUUGGUCAACCGUGGGCGCGUGAUCUGUAUAACGUCCGCCCGGGAUGACGCUAGUAUGAAGAGCCUGGAAGACAUCUUCCGGACGGUGCUCGUGCAGCAAAACUCCAUUUCGGCUGGCCACAAGGAGUACAUCAACAUCGACCAGUGCCACCUGGUGAUCAUCAAUCUCUACCCGGCAAACAUGGAAUCAAUGGUAUCCAACCGGGCGUUGGUGGACAUUUCCCCCAUUCUCAAGUCGGAGAUACACUCGAACAAGGCGAACAAAAUCUCGAACAAAUUGACGCAUCUUAUUUUGCCACACUUCGAUCUAGCCAGUACGACCGUGACGGGGAUUCCGAUGAAGGAGGAACAGAAUGCCAGCUCCAGCGCCAACUAUGAUGUGGAAAUUUUCCACGGGCGCACGGCACACUCGGUUUUUCUCGGCACGGAGCUUGUGCUGCCGCAUAGCUUGAAGGAAGGUUCGGACUAUGAAACCGUCACCCUAAAGUGGUGCACACCGAGAAGUUGUGGGUCAUCGGAGAUGCAACCGUGUUUAGCGCAGUGUAGGGUGACACCCGUGGACGUGACAUCGCGGCCGAGCUCUUGUCUGAUCAAUUUCCUUCUAAGCGGUCGCUCGGUGCUACUGGAGAUGCCGAAGAAAUCGGGUGGCAAAAUCACGAGCCAUCUACUGUCUGCCCACGGGGGCGAAAUUUUCAUCCAUUCGCUCAACACCGCGCGCAGCUGCCUGGAGGAUCCACCGUCGAUUUCGGAGGGUGGCGGGGGACGCGUGACCGACUACCGGAUAAAGGACUUCGGUUUGCUUAUGCAGCAACACCGGUUGGUUCCAUUGAAACCACUGCCCGAGCGACAACCGGAUGAGAGUUUGCAAAAGAUGCGAGCUCGACUGACGAAAAAUUCCCGCUACUGGCCGUUGACGCACGGACGGACGGUGCUCUAUAACGUGCGGCAGUUUGUCGAGCCCGUCCUGGUACUGACGCAAAAGCCGGAAAUCUCGGAAGAGGAAAAAAUGCACUGCCUGAAGACGAUUUACAACCUUUCGCAGCUGGAGGAACGCCAGGAAACGCUCGCCCUUCCAAACAUGGGCCACCGGUUGAAGGGUAACAAGAAGGAGGAACAGUACCGGUUGCUCUGGUCGGAGCUGGAAACGAUCGUCAACUACAGUGGAUCGUCCCCGGCACACAAAGCGAUUCUCAACUGCAUCCGCGACUGCCGCCGGCUGUACCCGAACGCGGACGGUAGCGAUCCGUACGAAAAAUCACACACCGGUGACGGUGCGGCCGAUGCACUGCGGGCCAGCGUUAUACGGGCGACCACGGACUCCCCGAUGUCGCCGCCACAUUCGCUGGGUGGUACGGCGGGUGCCGAUUCCGCAAUGGCUGCGGCCGGUGCAGCCACGAUCCUGCUCGGCACCGGGAGCAGCGCGGUUCCGAUCGGAGGGUUACUUGGCUCACGGGGGACCGUUAGUGGGAAGAAACUGUUCAACACUGGCGCUCGCUCGCUGCUCGACGUGUUGGCCACCACGGAACGUACCAACAGUCAGAAACGUAUCGAUUUUAGCGGCCGACUGUGUACGCCACCGGGACAGAUUGCAAAGCUGUACCCCCAUUUAGGGUCGAAGGAUGCGGACAGUGGCCCGGGACGUUCGGCGGAUGUGAAGUAGAUGCAAUUGAAGAUUUAAGUGUGUAGUAACUAACGUGUUUCUAGUUUUAUCUAAUGUGGGUUUUAAGUUAAGUUUUAAUAUUUUUUCAUCCCGUCUUGGGCAAAGGAGGAGAAGCUGUUGAGGGUUGAGGUACAAUAGUUUUAGUCUAUAUAUAAUAAAUCUAUUUUAAUUAAAUUAAA
This is a messenger RNA of Anopheles coustani, 2355 nucleotides long. It is a transcript of the gene asun, whose product is annotated as protein asunder. The record is from RefSeq and is a predicted model, not a curated record. Gene Ontology annotation, cellular component: integrator complex. The transcript has a single exon. NCBI's taxonomy places the organism in Eukaryota, Metazoa, Arthropoda, Insecta, Diptera, Culicidae. Gene Ontology annotation, biological process: centrosome localization; regulation of mitotic cell cycle. The coding region runs from base 77 to 2176 and encodes 699 amino acids.